GCCCCUUGAUCUGCCCCCCUCUCCCCGCAUCCUCGCUCUCCCUUUAGGCUUAGCCCUGUCCCCCACCUGCUGCUCCCCAGCUCCGGGCGCCUCGCCCCGGGUGCAUGCGAGCCCACCUCUCCAAACGCGCACGACCUGGGCGCUCCGGCGCCCCGUCCUGGGGGCCCCAUGGCCACCCGCCGAGCCGUCCCCCCUUCUCUGUGGUCCGGCAGCGAGCGGCUGCGCAUCGGCGAGCGCCUCCAGGCCAGCCUGGCGGGGAUCUGGGAGCUGGACCUGCUGCGCGAAAUGCAGAAGGCGAGCGUGGAGCGCGCCCUGGAGGAGCGCCCAGCCGAGGCAGAGCCGCGAUCGGAGGACCCAACUUGCUUCGGAGGUGGGAAAUUGGCCCACGCCACCGGCACGAAGCUGGACCAGAGCAAAGCAGGACAUCUCUUGGGAUGCUCCGAGGAAGGGACCUUCUAUGCCUCGUCGGAGAACAUGGAGGUGGAUGCCAGAGACCUCUGUGUUCAUGCCGAAGAUGGUUUGGACAAGGAAGGGUUGGGGUUGAGGAUGAUGAGCGAGCAGAACAGGAAAGUGGGGAUCAACGGAGGAGACACCCCAGAGAUGCCAGAAGCCGAUUCCAGGCCCAGUUCAGGGUUUUACGAAACCAGCGAAAUGGGUUCCCUGUCGGAUUCGUGUGCCUCGGUGCACAGCGACGGACCUGGGGCCUCGCGCUGUAGCAUCGGCUCCCUCCCCCACCUGCCCAGCCUGCGCGAGAGCAGCUUUGCUCGGCCACGGUCAACUGACGAGGCGGCUGUCCGGCUCCUCGACCUCCAGCUCCAGCGUCUGACCUUGUCGAACAUAGCAAGGACCGACAACCAACGCCCCAUGUCCACCGGUGACCUCGAGUUCCUGUUGGGCCUCAGGGACUUCUCCCUCCCCCUCCGGAGGCCCCCAAAUCUCCAGAUGCUGCGGUACAAGUCGGACCUGGUCUCCCGAAACACCAACGAAGUCUAUCACUACCCCAGUCCUCUCCACGCGGUAGCCUUGCAGAGCCCUCUUUUCACCAACGGCCUUUCUCAAAGCUCGUCCCAGGAAGAUCUGGAUGAGGGGCCCCCGAAGUUUCCCAGAUCUGACUCGCCCAAGAGAGAGCCUCUGUGCUCCAGGGAGCCCCCGAGGGUCCGCUUGGACCAGUACAUGGCUAAGUUGGUGCUGCGUUACAAGUGCCGCGCGGCAGGCAACAGAACAGAAUCGGGCUACCUCGCAGGGAGCCAAAAGAGUUUAUCCAUGUUGUCCGUCUGUAGCUUUGGUCUGGCGGCUGGCCAGGCCCUCGGUCCAGUUCCAGGAUGGAAGAUCCGACGGCGUAUCUCCACCUGUUCUCACUUGCGUUCUCCCGAAGGCCCAGAGGGAGCACGAGACUCCCGGGUCCUGGAUGGGUUGUGGGAUUUCGCCCCGUUUCCCAAGAUCAGCUCCUUUCCAUCCAGUACCACCACCCUCGCUAAAGCUAGCGAGUCGUCUGUGAUUUCCCUUCCAACGCCCCAGGACUCUUUGGUUAACCUCAACCCAAACAAGCCAUCUGCCGCGCCAGAGAUAAAAGCUUUAGGCUGGGCAGCGGCGGCCCAGCGACAGGAAAUCGAGACAGAGACGUCCUUCCAAAAAGAGGCUUCGCUGCCUCGGGCCACUACCGGUGUUGACAAGCUGUACAAAGGCAGACACACUUCGCGGGAAUUGGUGAAGACUGCUGAGAAAGAAGAGAAGGCAGCCGAGAGAAGCUGGUUGAGUCCCCGCGAAUUACUGCGCAGGUUGAGUCUCCGCCGCAAGCCUUCGGCCCGCACGGGAGGCAGGGCCCGGGCCAGUUCGGAAAUGAACGUCCACGCCGCUGUGGGGCUGGUAUGUCCCAGCCACCUCCAAGCCAGCCAGGGCAAGGCAAUCAAACCGAAGUGGACGUCAGUCCUGGAAAUCUCCAGCAAAACCUCUGGACGGCAUCGCGCGAAAGCGGGGACGUUCCUUCCGCCGGCAGUGUUGAACCGCAACCUUGCCUUUUCCUCUGACGUGCCAGCAUCGUUCUGCUUCCUGGAGGACAGUCACUUUGACCUGCCACCUCGGCAGCGGGUGGGACUCGCCGGCAGCGGGUCCAGCCUCAGUGAGGUGGAAGCGACCAGCGCCGUCAGCCUGAACGGGGACUGGGUUCUCCAUCAGCUCGGAGACCGAUGGUUGCACGGCUCGGCCACGUUGGAUCCGGCCAAUUUGCCACCCCAUUCCUUUAAGCUUCGGCGCAGCCGUUCGUUCAAGGAGCUGAAGAAGAUGGUGUCUCGAUCCUUCAAGAGUUCCCGAACUGCCAAAUACUAGGAAAAGAUUGGACAAUCAGCUGGGAUGUGUGCGAAAGAUGAAGGGACUCCGGAGAGUGUUAAAGGUUUGGUUUUGCAAUGACUGAUCAUGUCGGAAAAGUUUCUCUAUCUGUUUGGAUGAUGGGACCGCCUCCAGGAUGUUAUCAUUCUUCUACAUUGCAGCUUCCUUGGCUGUCGGCCUCCCGAAUUCAAACUGAAACUCUCGAGCCGUAGGAAACCUACGGACGCGAACCCAAACCAAAGUAGAACUUGAGAGCUCCGUAGAAAGGCCUCCCCCCGAGAGAUGUUUUCUUUCAGUGGCUGCAUAUUCUCGCUCUGAACUGGCUUUCUUAACAUUGCUGCAGGAGCAGUGCGAGGGGUGGAGGAAAUGCCACUUUUGUUAAAGCCUGCUUCUCGUCUUGGGGUUAUUUCGAUGUUGUCGGGAAAAACAAGCAAUCAUGUGCUCGUCCUUGAUUUUAUGCAACUGGUGAUCCACGCUGGGUUGUAUAUCCCGAAUCAGUGAAUUCCAAGCUUUGUUUUGGGUUC
This is a messenger RNA of Candoia aspera, 2849 nucleotides long. RefSeq lists its product as uncharacterized. Bases 169 to 2325 code for a protein of 718 amino acids. The record is from RefSeq and is a predicted model, not a curated record. The transcript is spliced from 4 exons. Gene Ontology annotation, cellular component: cytoplasm. NCBI's taxonomy places the organism in Eukaryota, Metazoa, Chordata, Lepidosauria, Squamata, Candoiidae. Gene Ontology annotation, biological process: negative regulation of nodal signaling pathway.